This is a messenger RNA of Populus trichocarpa (black cottonwood), 1616 nucleotides long. Its product is annotated as alcohol acyltransferase 9. Lineage: Eukaryota; Viridiplantae; Streptophyta; Magnoliopsida; Malpighiales; Salicaceae. The transcript has a single exon. The record is from RefSeq and is a predicted model, not a curated record. The coding region runs from base 72 to 1379 and encodes 435 amino acids.
AGGACCCAGAACACCCCUUCUCAUAUUGCAAGCUGUAACAACCAGAAACCAAAAACAAAAUACCUCAAAAUAUGGCAAACUCUGUGCAUGUCAAAGAAGCUGUAGUGAUCAAACCAUCAGAGCCAACCCCGAGUCGUGUUCUAUCUCUUUCAGCCCUUGAUUCUCAGCUUUUUUUACGUUUCACUGUGGAGUACCUCUUUGUUUUCAAGGCUCGUCCUGGUUUAGACCAGAGUGUGAUCACAGACCGUGUCAAGGCUGCAUUAGCUAAGAUUUUGGUGCCUUAUUAUCCACUCGCAGGACGUGUCAGGGCCAAGCCCGAUGGUUCAAGCCUGGAGGUUGUGUGUCGAUCCCAGGGCGCGGUGUUUAUGGAGGCUGUCUCCGAUCUCACGAUCAACGACUUCGAUAGGGCCCCACGGUACGUGACACAAUGGAGGAAGCUCUUGUCUCUCAACGUGUCAGAUGUUCUUAAAGGGGCCCCAACUCUCGUUAUCCAGCUGACGUGGCUCAAAGAUGGAGAUGCCACGUUAGGUGUUGGCUUUAACCAUUGUGUCUGUGAUGGAAUUGGCAGUGCUGAGUUUCUUAACUCGUUCGCUGAGUUAGCUGUGAGUCAAAGCCGAGUUGCUGAUUUGAAGCCCCAGCCCGUUUGGGAUCGCUACCUUUUUGAUCCCAUAAAGGCUUCUCAUUGUUACUCGGCGAGUCUUAUCGAGUUCAACCGAGUUCCCGACCUCUGUGGUUUUACAAGUCGCUUCUCUAAUGAAAAGCUCGUCCCCACUUCAAUAAUAUUCGAUAAGAGAUGGCUAAACGAGUUAAAGAAACUCGCUUUGUCAACGAGUGGACCUUUCGAGUUAGCAUACACGUCUUACGAGGUACAAUCAGCUCAUGUAUGGAGGAGCUGGGCCAGAGCUCUAAACUUUCCAUCAAACCAAAUCUUGAAGCUUCUUUUUAGUAUAAAUGUCAGAAACCGAGUGAAACCUAGCGUGCCCAGUGGAUACUACGGCAACGCGUUUGUUCUGGGCUGUGCGCAAACAAGUGUUAAGGAUUUGGCAGAGAAGGGUUUAGGCUACGCAGCAAUGUUGAUAAAAAGAGCUAAAGAGAGAGUGGAUAACGAGUACGUAAGAUCAGUGAUUGAAUUAGUGAGUCAAGCAAGAGCGUGUCCUGACUCAGUAGGUGUGUUGAUCAUGUCGCAAUGGUCAAGGCUAGGGUUAGAGAGGGUUGACUUUGGAAUGGGGAAGCCAGUUCAUGUGGGUCCAAUAUGCAGUGAUAGGUACUGUUUGAUGCUACCUGUUCAUAAUCAACAGGAUGCUGUUAAAGUUAUGGUAGCUGUCCCUGCAAGUGGUGUUGACAAGUAUGAGUUUUUGGUCAAGAGUCCAUACUCUUGAGGACCAUUAGAGUUUUGGCUCUUUCGUUGACUUGUAUUGUUAGUUUUGACAUUUUGCUUUUCUCUGAGCUGGUGAUCGAUUCCAAUCGUGAUCUAAUGAGAUUGGUACUUGUAGUAUUAAUUGUUAGCUUUUUAAUCUUUUUGAGGAAUGUGGUGGCCACGCCCGAGUUUUGUACUCCUUUUUAGCUUGUCAAAAGCACGAGGAAUCCAAUGAAACGACUCCUUUUAAUCGUUACUA